CAAGUGGAAAAAGUGUGCAGUUUGGAUGGCAGAUGUGAAGGAGACCCUCAGGUUCCUGGAUCUCCUGUAAUGGGACUUGGCUCUCAGAUGUGGUCUGUGGUGUGGGCUCCAGAGGAUGAUUCUCGCCUUGUCACACUUGUAGAUAACCAUCUCUAUCUAUGGGACAUUAAAGCUGCUGGUAGAUCUGCUAAGGUUACGGGGGAAGUAACAGUUGAGGGUCGUGGUAGUGUCAGUCUAGGCAGUGGAAGAUGGUAUCCACAUCAACUAGGGUCUCAAGUUGCUGCCACACAUGGUUCAAGUGUGCGCGCUUGGGACCUUCGAACUAUGAAACCUUCGUGGUGUGUAGAAGCUGCACAUGUCCAGUUAGUCAGAGAUUUAGAUUUUAAUCCCAACAUGCAAUAUUAUAUGGCAACUUGUGGAGAUGACUGCAAGACAAAGUUUUGGGACAUAAGAAACACCCAACAGCCCCUCAAGGAGUUGACUGAUCAUUCUCACUGGGUUUGGAGUGUCAGAUACAAUGCAUCUUAUGAUCAGCUAGUUCUUACUUGCUCAAGUGAUCAGAGAGUUAUUUUGUCAAACUUACCUUCAAUUGCAUCUCAGCCCUUUGGCACUAUGGUGGAUCAAGAAGAAACGAACAAGGAACCUGAGGGCAGUGAGGAGGGAGUUAUCCAGAUUUAUGAUGACCAUGAAGAUUCUGUAUAUGCUGUAGAAUGGUCUGCCGCAGAUUUCUGGACUUUUGCUUCUCUUAGCUAUGAUGGGCGUUUAGUUAUAAAUAAAGUUCCAAGAAGUAUAAAGUAUAAGCAAUUUAUGUAGUGAAAUAAUCAAAGGAAAUUUUGUUUUAGGUUUGUAAACAUUUCCAUUCAUGACAAGGCUGGACAAUCGUUUGUUUUUGUUUAAUUUCUAAUAAAAAUUUGAAGCAAACUUGCUCAGAAUA
Molecule: messenger RNA, 934 nt
Organism: Macrobrachium nipponense
Lineage: Eukaryota; Metazoa; Arthropoda; Malacostraca; Decapoda; Palaemonidae
Product: EARP-interacting protein homolog
Biological process (GO): protein ubiquitination
Molecular function (GO): protein binding
Source: RefSeq, a predicted model, not a curated record